This is a messenger RNA of Papaver somniferum (opium poppy), 2058 nucleotides long. RefSeq lists its product as uncharacterized. The transcript is spliced from 2 exons. The coding region runs from base 1 to 2058 and encodes 685 amino acids. Lineage: Eukaryota; Viridiplantae; Streptophyta; Magnoliopsida; Ranunculales; Papaveraceae. The record is from RefSeq and is a predicted model, not a curated record.
AUGGGUGCUUCCGAUAUCAAAACGGUUAAGGAUGUUCUGGAUCUGGUUCAACGGAAUCUGGCAAGCUCUGAAGAUCGAUUCACUACUUUGGAAGACAAGCUUCUUCAAAAACAGCAGAAGGCUGAUUCCAAUCUUACUAUGAUUAACAAGCGGUUCGAUGAAAUUCUAUCUCGUUUACCUUCACCAUCUAGAUCCAAGGAUGAUUCUGGUGGGAAAAACGGCGAAGAACAUCCUCUAAUCUUUGGUACUUUCACUCAGGGUGGAACUCAACAUCACUGUAAUCGCGUUCCAAAACUCGGUUUCCCUCGAUUCGAUGGCGACAACCCUCGUUGUUGGAUCCAUAAAUGUGACCGAUAUUUUUUCCUUCACAACAUUGAUGAGUCGCGUUGUAUGGAUAUAAAAGCUAUCUAUUUGGACGUCAAGUCUGAUAAAUGGUUUCUCAAUUUUCAGGUUGGUAGAGCUCGUAUCACUUGGUAUGAAUUUGCUCAUGGUAUUUUUUCUCGAUUCGAAAAUCCAGUUGAAGAAAAUUUUAUUGGUAGUUUUAAUAAAUUGGUUCAACUUAAUUCCGUAGAGGAAUAUUUUGAGGAAUUUAAAGCUCUUAAAGCUCUUAUGCUUGCUAACAAUCCUUCUUUAAGUGAACAUUAUUUCAUCAUGAGUUUUAUUAGUGGGUUGAAAGAGGAAUUACGAAAUUCUGUUGCUAUGUUUUACCCAAAGUCACUUACACAAGCUUUUUCUUUAGCUAGAAUGGAGGAGCAGAAAUGUCAAUCUAUUUCUUCUAAGAGUAUUAAACCAUCAUCCAGUUAUUUCACAGCCUCUAGAGCUUUCUCUACUUCCAGUUUUCCUCCUAAACCAAUUUCAACUUCUUACACUACUUCUAAGUCAACUCCUACCACUCCAAAAGCUUACUCACCCACACCCCUUAAACCUGCAUCAGCUAACCCAAUUAUUAAGCGCCUUACUCAAGACCAAAUGCGCAUUCACAGAGAUAAGAGCCUUUGUUAUAAUUGUGAUGAAGUUUACUCAACGAGUUACAGGUGUAAAGUUAGACAACAACUAUUUAUGGUACAAGCUGAGAAUUCUGACUCCCAAGAACAAGAUCAUGAUGAAGAAGUUUUUGAAGAGUCUGUGGACUCCCCAAUUGACUCUGACAUGGAGAUUUCUCUUCAUGCCAUCACUGGUACUGUUACAGGUGACACUAUAAGAAUCCCUGGUCUUCUUAAGAGUAAGUCAAUUUCUAUUCUUAUUGAUACUGGCAGCACAACUAGCUUUUUGGAUUGUUCUUUGGCCACUAAGCUCAAAUGCAGGGUAGAGCAAACUGCACCAAUGCUAGUCACUGUUGCUAAUGGUGAGAAAACUAUGAGUACUGGUAUUUGUUCUAAGCUUCAUUGGAGUAUGCAAGGUUAUCACUUCACUGAAGAUUUAAUAUUACUUACACUGGGGGGUUGUGAUAUGGUUUUAGGUGCUAAUUGGCUUAAGAAAUUAGGUGAUAUUGUAUCUAACUUUCCUAAACUCAGUGUUUCUUUUCUUCAUCUGGGUCAUCACAUUACAUUGCAAGGUACUACCACCUCUCCUUCUCUCCUAAUGAUGAGUGGUUCUGUUGUAAAGAAGUUUUUAGAAAAAACCACACAUGGGCUAAUUGGUCACCUUUUUUCUGUCACAUCCUCACCUAUACCACCUCCAGUGCCACCUCCAAUAUUACCACUUCUGUCUGAAUUUAAUGAUAUAUUUGCUGAGCCAUCUUCUUUACCUCCUCACAGAACUUUAGACCAUUCUAUUCCAUUAAAACCUGGUGCUCAACCUCCCAAUCAAAUACCAUAUAGAUGCCUUAUCAUUUACUUUAAAUGUGUAAGAACAUCUGCCUUAUCUCUUAAUGAAAAAUAUCUGAAGUUUAUAGCAGAGGCUGAGUUCAUUAGGAACCCAGAUUUACUUAUUCUAUUCGAUCUUCAUUUCUAUGUACCGAGAACAGUACAAGUUGAUCAUGCAGUGUUUUUGGAGAAAUAUACUUGUGCGGAGAAAUUAGAUCUAAAAGUGGUAUUUGGACCCCCGGGAGAAAAUUAA